UUUAGCCCUCAGUGUUGCUCCUGGCAACCACUGGCACUGUUUUUUAAGGGAGGUCUUUGGUGUCCGGUACCAACAACUGUUGAACAACUGUUUGUUUUAACAAAUACAAAAAAAUAGAUCCAACAAUAAAUACAACAAGAAGAAGAACAAGUUAACUCCAGUAAGUCCACAGGAUGGCGGUAACAGAGCACCAGGCUGGACAGCUGCCGUCAAACCACAAAGAAGACGUAGAAGAAGAUUGAGCAUCUUUUGAGCAGAGUCGUGUGAAAGAGCUAACAGCUUACAGCAUCGGAUGCCUCUUUAAACGGAUAUUUGUUUUAAAGCAAAGGGCGGCAUUGAGGAGACCAACAUGAGCAGUUUUAGUAGACCUGACAGACACAGGACACCACUAUUCACCAGGGCAACACACCUUGGAGCAUCCAAGCAUGACCUGGAGAGAGAUUCAGGCUUCUCAGAUGCCAGCUCUGAGUACCUCAGUACAGUCGAUCUGACUGACUCUGAGGAUGCAGGAAGGAAUAGGUCCAUAGUCGGCCAGGAUCCGUCUGGUCCUCAGGUGGCUGUGAUGGGAGGCUCGUACGCAGGACUGUCUCCAAUGAUCAUCAUGAAUAACUUUGUCCUAAAGCAGCCAUCCCCGAUACCUCCAGGAGAAAAACAGUGGGGCUUUCCUUCACCCUUGGAAGUGAUGCCUCAGUCACAGGUGGUUCUUCUUCAGCCCAUGGUAUCAAAUAACAGCAGCAGCUCUCCAAAGAUCAGCUCUGAAAAUGUCCGACAAUCAAAAAGCUACAUGCCCAUCCUUAAGUCGUAUCCCAGAAUCGCCCCGCACCCUGCAGACUCGCCCACUAAGAGGGCGGGAUCCGUCAGGGUGAGGGUGAGUUUAACAUCAAGACAUGACCAGCGGCAGAGGAGGCACCACCGCGGCCACAGGCUCUACAGCUCCCCCAGCCCGCAGCCAGCACUGCAGUCUCCAAUCAAACCAAUCUCCAACUUUGAAAAGACAAGCAGCCAAUCACAGGCAGCUGAGAGUCAGGAGCAGCUCAGUGACAAGUCUCUCUCCCCGCUAGCAGGGACCAGCUCUCUGACCCCUUACACAGAUGAAUUCAGGACAGAGGUUGACAGCGACAGCAUGCAUGCUGACAAAUAUCAGGAUCCCUUCUCAUUGGACAAUAACAAACUGAAACGCUUCAGUAAUACCUACAACAUUCUCAACAAAUCUGGCUUGCUGGGGAUCACGAUGCGCACAAAGCAGCUGAUCAAGGAGAACAGGCGCACUCAAGGCCAGCUGCAGCAGCUUCAGGAGCAAACGGCCCUGCUGCUGGAGGCUUUGAGCAGCGGAGACCCGGAGCUCUGGACUAAACUGCAGCUGUCUCUGCAGCACACAGACAAGGAGCAAUGGGGAGCUAAAGCUCAGAGAGUACUGGAGUAAUAUAUUGAUGGACAAGACCAGCAGUUCUGAAUCAGAGGUUCACAAGAUGAUUUAUUGAAGUAUAUCUCAAAUCUUCACAACAAAAGCUUUCUUCGUGCGAAACAGUCAUUACAGGAUCUAGCAUUACCACUAAGCAAACUAUAAAACAAACUAUAUACUUACGGUACAUCAUACAUUUUCAAGUUAUGGAGCCAAAACAUUCAGAACUGCUGGUCUUAUAUGAAGCUGAAGAACAUUUACUAAAUACCAGUGGGAGUUAGGAAGCAUGCUUCAAACCCUUGCCUAUAAUACAUUUCCUUGCCUCUCCUGCUUCAAAAUGGCAAGUAUCUUCUGCAAUAGGCCUAUGGCUUCUAUAUCUUGACCUCUUAAUUGCAUAAAACGCAUGCCUUACAGCACACGUGAGGUCACAUGGGGUUCAUUUAUACACACCUAGAAUGUGAUGGCUUUAGUCAAAAUAUAAGCAUUGUUUCUACUUUUGAAAUCAAAUAGAAAACCCAGUGUGGAUUCCCUCUUUACUGACAAGCAUCUUGAAUCAAUAGGGCAGCAUCUUGUCCACUUUAUUAUUUGCUUCAUAUUUAAUUUGGAUGGUAAAUGAACCUGAGUGAGGAGGUACCUCCUUUGUGAGGAAAUGUAAAUACUAACAGCUUGUAUUCUCAAACAACAGCUGAAUAGAGAAUCCAGACGGCUGGCAAAACACCAUUUUGUUUUUUAUAAUUUGGUUAUUUAUUUAUAAUUAUGUUCCUGACCAACAUAAAACUACAUGACUAAUAUAAACAAACCAAGCACAUUAUAACGGCUUUGCUAGUUCCUACAAGAACUUUGUAGGAAUUCUCGGGAGCAUAAACUGUAGCAAGUGAAGUGCUGUAGCCAUAUUUUAUUCUUCUCUUGACUUUGCAUAUGUUGCUGCCAUGUUCAUUCCUGCUGCUUUGGCUUAACGUGAUGUGUAUUAAUUAUGUAUAUAACUUCAAGGCAAAGCCAGGACAGUUUCGUAUUAUAGACUCUUGCACUUUAGUUCUAAGAUUACUGACACAACAUUUUUAGACAAAUGGUACAACUUGUGUCCCUAAAUGAGUGCUCUUUCUUUAUAAAACAAUGUAAAUAUAAAUGUAUAUCUGGAUGCCUGUGCCUUUUUGAAUAUGCUCAUGGUUGUACUUCUUAUCAGUGCUUGAGCUGCUUGUGCGCUUCAUGUGGAAGAAAGUUGAAUGUACUUAAAAGGCCUCCAAAGAAUUAAUAUUCGUCUUUGAAUCAAAACAAAUCAUGCCCGGAUUAGGCGUUACAUCCAGAGUUGCUGUAGCAAGAAUAGCAUGAAGACAAGUUAAGUCAUAAAUGGUUCAGUUUUAAACGUAAAGUCGAGGUUAACUGUUGUGUUAUUUAUUUUAGCAGCAAUAUUUUCUAAUCAUACAUGUAAAACUAAGAAAUAAUCCAGCCGGUGUUGGUUUAAAGGAGGAUUACAACAAUUAUUUUAACAUUACUUUUCAUUGAUUGCUUUUUUUCCCGUUAUUGUAAAAUGUGCUUUCUGUAUUGUUUCUUUAGCAAAAGUCACUUUGACUAACAAUGAACUGUCAUAAAACUGUUUGACGAUC
This is a messenger RNA of Larimichthys crocea (large yellow croaker), 3006 nucleotides long. RefSeq names its product CLOCK-interacting pacemaker a (gene cipca). Gene Ontology annotation, biological process: negative regulation of DNA-templated transcription; negative regulation of circadian rhythm. The record is from RefSeq and is a predicted model, not a curated record. Lineage: Eukaryota; Metazoa; Chordata; Actinopteri; Sciaenidae. The transcript has 4 exons. Gene Ontology annotation, cellular component: nucleus. Bases 350 to 1423 code for a protein of 357 amino acids.